Theileria annulata is the source of this 780-nucleotide messenger RNA. RefSeq lists its product as uncharacterized. Lineage: Eukaryota; Apicomplexa; Aconoidasida; Piroplasmida; Theileriidae. The record is from RefSeq and is a predicted model, not a curated record. Bases 1 to 780 code for a protein of 259 amino acids. The transcript is spliced from 3 exons.
AUGGGAACACUCCUGAUUAAAAUGAAGAUAGUCUCACUCCAGAAACUGUCCUCAACAUCACUCUCUCUAAUGGUGGUGGCACCACAAUUAAUGCCAGCAUCAAAGUCACCAGCCAAGGUAAGAGUCUCGAUAGUUCUACCACAUAUACACUGUCUGGUGGCAUCACUGGAACCCUCAGCGGUCUCGGUGCUGGUCUAUGAUUCCUAUGAAUUCCAUUACAAAACUCCACUAAUGGUCUGUGCUGAAAUCGAAAGCGCCACUCUCAGCACCACCGUCAGUAGUAAAACUCUCGCUCUUACUCUGAAAACAGAUGGUGCCACAAUCAUUGUAGAAGGUGAUGCCGAAGGUGUUGGUACAUCUAAUGGUCAACACACUCUAGCCAGUGGUGGAACUCUGAGGAUCACCAACAUUACCCUCAGUGGUGAAGAUACUCCAUAUUCACUAACUAGUAUUGGAUCUCUCACAGCUACUAGUCUUAAGCUCAAAACAGAUUCAGUUACAAUCAAACGGGAUACUCUCAUUACACUCAAACUCACCGUUGACAGCACUGCCCAAAUCAAUGAUGGUAAUAGUAGUCGUAAGCUCAAAGGACCUCAAUUUCCAUUUAGUCUGGGUGCAUAUAAAGUCACCAGUGAUGUUCCUCUAAAUACUUCUACUUCUCAAUCAGCAAGUAUCAAUACAAACCCAGACACCAACUCUGAACUUCACUCUCAGCACGCAGCUACUAAGUGCUGUAUUUGGGGUAAACAGUAUGAGUGGACUCAUAACCCUAUGGUUUGA